AUUUGUAAAUCUUCUUCAGACACGAGUCACUGAAACGCUGUUGAAGCUUGGUUUAUGCUGCAGGGUGAACGAUGCCAACGUGUGUUUCCUAAAGGAGUCUGAGGCUUUUAUUGUGAAGGGCUGUAGCGGAAGAUGCGUUGCCCGGAUGUUAGCUUGCCGCGUGAGCUGGAGGGGAGAGAGAGAGGAGGGCAGACAGACCGACUCGGUGUACAGACCGGGACUCGGCGGCUCCAGAGGACCGGUUCGGAUCCAAACGUGGAUUUUAAAUGAACGGUUCCGGUUCGCUUUCUGUGGAUUUUACUCCGGGUUUGUUGUGUUUCAUGGCCCAGCGGUGAGAGCGGGACCGGGACUGUGAGACCCCGCCGGUCCGGAGUGGAUCCUGUUGCCUACCGAGGUUCCGACAAGAAGUUCCGCAACGGACCGACUCCCGGUGCGGAUCAGCCCCGCCAUGGCGUCCGCCUUCACCCUGUUCAGCUCGGUUCUGGUGGUUGGAUUUAUCCGAGUUAACGGGCAGCACGGCGGCGGAGACCGGGGAAUCUCGAUACCGGAGCACGGCUUCUGCCAGCCGAUCGCCAUCCCGCUGUGCACGGACAUCGCGUACAACGAGACCAUCAUGCCGAACCUGCUGGGUCACACCAACCAGGAGGACGCGGGGCUGGAGGUCCACCAGUUCUACCCGCUGGUGAAGGUCCAGUGCUCCCCGGACCUAAAGUUCUUCCUGUGCUCCAUGUACGCGCCCGUGUGCACGGUGCUGGAGCAGGCGCUGCCCCCGUGCCGCUCUCUGUGUGAGCGCGCGCGCCAGGGCUGCGAGGCUCUCAUGAACAAGUUCGGCUUCCAGUGGCCCGACAGCCUGGCGUGUGAGAAGUUCCCGGUGCACGGUUCCGAGGAGCUGUGCGUGGGCCAGAACACGUCUGACCGAGCGGAGUCUGACGCCGCCACCGGUCACUCUGCCACGGAGCGUCCUCCUCCGGAUGUCGUGCUGGGUCAGUUCCGGUGCCCGGCUUCGCUCACGGUGCCCCCGUACCUGAACUACCGCUUCCUGGGCCAGGACAACUGCGGAGCCCCGUGUGAGCCCCGGAAGUCUCACGGGAUGAUGUACUUCAGGGAGGAAGAGCUCAGAUUUGCCAGAAUCUGGAUCGGGAUCUGGUCGGUUCUGUGCUGUGCCUCCACCCUGUUCACGGUUCUGACCUACCUGGUGGACAUGAAGCGCUUCAGCUACCCCGAGCGGCCCAUCGUCUUCCUGUCGGGCUGCUACACCAUGGUCUCCAUCGCCUACAUCACCGGAUUCUUACUGGAGGACAAGGUGGUCUGCAACGACAGCUUUGACACCGAGAUCCGGACCGUGGUGCAGGGAACCAAAAAGGAGGGCUGCACCAUCCUCUUCAUGAUGCUCUACUUCUUCAGCAUGGCCAGCUCCAUCUGGUGGGUCGUUCUGGCCCUCACCUGGUUCCUGGCUGCGGGGAUGAAGUGGGGCCAUGAGGCCAUCGAGGCCAACUCUCAGUACUUCCACCUGGCAGCCUGGGCCGUUCCCGCCAUCAAAACCAUCACCAUCCUGGCCGUGGGCCAGGUGGACGGAGAUGUUCUGAGCGGGGUUUGCUUCGUGGGCAUCAACAGCGUGGACGCCCUCCGUGGCUUUGUCCUGGCGCCGCUCUUUGUCUACCUGUUCAUCGGUACCUCCUUCCUGCUGGCGGGCUUCGUGUCUCUGUUCCGCAUCCGGACCAUCAUGAAGCACGACGGCACCAAGACGGAGAAGCUGGAGAAGCUGAUGGUGCGAAUAGGGAUCUUCAGCGUGCUGUACACGGUGCCGGCCACCAUCGUCAUCGCCUGCUACUUCUACGAGCAGGCCUUCAGGGAGCAGUGGGAGCGCACGUGGAUCAGCCAGACGUGUAAAGCGUACGCGGUUCCGUGUCCCGUCCAGAACCACCGCAGCACGAACCCAGACUUCACCGUCUUCAUGAUUAAAUACCUCAUGACGCUCAUUGUGGGCAUCACGUCUGGCUUCUGGAUCUGGUCUGGGAAGACGCUGAACUCCUGGAGGAGGUUCUACUUGAGACUGGCCGGCAGUAAGCAGGGGGAGACCACCGUGUGAGGAGCUCCGCCGGCUCCGUUUCUCCUCGGACCUUCUCUCCGUUUUUACCUACUUACUCGUUUGUGGACUUUUCUAAGGAUAUAUUUGUAUUUAAAGGUGGAAAAAAGCUUUUUUCAUACUUGGAAUCGUUGGAAUUGUACCGCCAACCCAGAAGCUGUCAUGAACCGACUCACUGUGGACACCCUGGGAGGAGUCUUCUGGGGUCCCGGGACACCCAAGUGCUUCCGUGUGGAGGUGUCUCGUCCUGGCCAGCCAGCAUAAGCGUCCCACGGCUCGUGGCCGGCACAAGAAGCCGUGCGUGGGUCGGGAAUGUGAGUCAGGGAGACAGCAGCUUGUAGUCCCGACCAUCAGAACCAGAACAUGACCCGGUGGUGGCAGCUGUAGGUCCACCUGGCUGGUGAGAGGCUGAUCCGUGAACAACAGGAACACGCCAAGAUGUUUUCCUAGCUCGGCGCUCCCAGCUAGCAGUAGCAGAAGGUUCAGGGACUGUUGGGAAUGUUGAAAGACCACAUGAGUCUGGUUUAAAGCGGAUCCAUCAUUUCACCGGCGUCUCUGGGUUCUGUUCACAGACGGGUCGGCUCAGAGAACCUGUGAAAGUUCCUGGUUUCCCUGUGAGUCUCAGGGCUUCACUGGGAUGUUUACGGUGAUCCAGAAGCUUCUGGAAGACGGAGUGCUUCAGUUUUAGAGCUAGAGGGGAGAGGACGAGAGACGGUUUAGGAACCAGUUAGAAGUGAAACCCGGCCAUGAUGCUAACACCUCAUGUGGUUCUUUCUGGUUCUCACCAGCUCCUCCAGAACUUCCUGCUGUGGCACGACGACAGGAAUGCUUCUGCUCUGAUGCAAACGGCCACAGAACAGAGAAAAGAAGCAGCCUGAAGAUCUCAGUUCUGAUGCCUCUGCCAGCGGUUCUGCUGCAGAACCUCAGCAGGGAUGAGAGGAACGUUCGGUCAGAGAAGCGUCCCCGAGACAUGCCCCCGAGACACGGCUCUGAGACAUGUCCCCGAGACACGGCUCUGAGACGUGUCCCCAAGACAUGUCCCUGAGACACAGCUCUGAGACACGUCCCCAAGACAUGUCCCCGAGACACGACUCUGAGACAUGUCCCCGAGACACGGCUCUGAGACAUGUCCCCAAGACAUGUCCCUGAGACACGGCUCUGAGACAUGUCCCUGAGACACGGCUCUGAGACGUGUCCCCAAGACAUGUCCCUGAGACACAGCUCUGAGACACGUCCCCAAGACAUGUCCCCGAGACACGACUCUGAGACAUGUCCCCGAGACACGACUCUGAGACAUGUCCCCGAGACACGGCUCUGAGACACGUCCCCAAGACAUGUCCCCGAGACACGACUCUGAGACAUGUCCCCGAGACACGACUCUGAGACAUGUCCCUGAGACACGGCUCUGAGACAUGUCCCUGAGACACAGCUCUGAGACAUGUCCCCAAGACAUGUCCCCGAGACACGACUCUGAGACAUGUCCCCGAGACACGGCUCUGAGACGUGUCCCCAAGACAUGUCCCUGAGACACGGCUCUGAGACAUGUCCCUGAGACACGGCUCUGAGACAUGUCCCUGAGACACAGCUCUGAGACAUGUCCCCAAGACAUGUCCCCGAGACACGACUCUGAGACAUGUCCCCGAGACACGGCUCUGAGACGUGUCCCCAAGACAUGUCCCUGAGACACGGCUCUGAGACAUGUCCCCGAGACACGACUCUGAGACAUGUCCCUGAGACACAGCUCUGAGACACGUCCCCAAGACAUGUCCCCGAGACACGACUCUGAGACAUGUCCCCGAGACACGGCUCUGAGACAUGUCCCUGAGACACGGCUCUGAGACGUGUCCCUGAGACACGGCUCUGAGACGUGUCCCCAAGACAUGUCCCUGAAACGCAACUCUGAGAUGUGUCCUCAAGACACGUCCCAGUCCAGAGGCAUGGCUCAGAGUCAUUUCCUUCUGUGGUCCAGAUGAAAGGGUUAAAGGUGAACAACAGAAUGAUCGUUGCCGUGACGACAACAGCGUGAUGAUGAAUGCACAUGAGCGUCACGUCAGCCUGAAGUUCAAAUAUCAGAUCAUGUUUGGGUCAGUGAAUGCACCAUCAGGUUUUAUUAUUGUUAUGGAGACGCCGUGAUGUCAUCAGCUGACGUCAUAACCUUCAGGUCUGCACUGAUGAUAUUUGUCCACCGCCCAUGUUACACACACACAUAUACACACCACACACACACACAUAUACACACCACACACACACACAGAAACUCGUUCCUAAUAAUCUGUCAGUGUUGAGCCCAACAAGGUGGCGACCCAGAAGUGAUGUGUGUUCGUUUGCUAUGAAGAGAACCUUUUAUAUUUAUAGAGACGCUGAGACGCGUAAACAAACGUUAUGUUGUUGUUUAUCAAAUAAAACACUCACCAGUGA
Nothobranchius furzeri (turquoise killifish) is the source of this 4504-nucleotide messenger RNA. It is a transcript of the gene fzd1, whose product is annotated as frizzled class receptor 1. Gene Ontology annotation, molecular function: Wnt receptor activity; Wnt-protein binding. Gene Ontology annotation, biological process: non-canonical Wnt signaling pathway; canonical Wnt signaling pathway. The record is from RefSeq and is a predicted model, not a curated record. Gene Ontology annotation, cellular component: plasma membrane. NCBI's taxonomy places the organism in Eukaryota, Metazoa, Chordata, Actinopteri, Cyprinodontiformes, Nothobranchiidae.